Fusarium odoratissimum NRRL 54006 is the source of this 972-nucleotide messenger RNA. RefSeq lists its product as uncharacterized. Lineage: Eukaryota; Fungi; Ascomycota; Sordariomycetes; Hypocreales; Nectriaceae. The record is from RefSeq and is a predicted model, not a curated record. Gene Ontology annotation, biological process: lipid biosynthetic process. Bases 1 to 972 code for a protein of 323 amino acids. Gene Ontology annotation, molecular function: iron ion binding; oxidoreductase activity. The transcript has 3 exons.
AUGGACGCUAUACUCGAGCUCCUCGACCCGUAUGUCUUCGAUUACGGAUACGCAUACCUUUUCCCCCAACAACAGCUCCAAUCAACAAAGGCAUACGGAAACUCAACAAACUACGCCUCGUCUUCCAAGAACUUUGACGAUGAGUACUCUCUCAACUUUGGCUCGUCACUACCGCGCGACGACAUCUACCGCCAGAGCGCUUCCAUUCUCUUGAUCGCUGGCUUCGGCGCCGCCUUCAUCUAUGUCAUUUCCGCCGCCCUUUCGUACUACUUCGUUUUUGAUCGCCGUCUCGAAUAUCACCCUCGAUUCCUCAAGAACCAGAUCAAGCUCGAGAUCCAGUCUAGUUUCUUCGCCAUUCCCAUUAUCGACCUCCUCACGCUCCCUUUCUUCCUUGGAGAAGUGCGCGGUCACAGUCUGCUGUACACACGAAUUGACGAGUACGGCUGGUGGUGGUUGGCCGUGUCUACUGCCCUCUACAUGAUCUUUAACGAUCUUGGCAUUUACUGGAUUCAUCGCCUUGAGCACCAUCCCAGUAUUUACAAGUAUGUUCACAAGCCUCACCACAAGUGGAUCAUUCCCACCCCCUGGGCUGCCAUUGCUUUCCACCCUGUCGACGGGUACCUCCAAUCCCUCCCUUACCAUGUCUUUGUCUACAUCUGCCCCAUGCAGAAGCACCUUUACAUGUUCCUCUUCGUCUGCGUUCAGAUCUGGACCAUCCUUAUCCACGACGGCGACAUGAUUACUGGCCAUUGGCUCGAAAAGUUCAUCAACAGCCCUGCCCACCACACUCUCCACCACAUGUUCUUCACCUGCAACUACGGCCAAUACUUCACAUGGGCCGACAACUACUGGGACUCUCACCGUGCUCCCAUGCCCGAGCUGGAUCCUAUUCACGAGGCGGUCCGAGUCAUGCGCGAGAAGGGCUUGGUGGACAAGGAUGGAAACCCCAUCAAGAAGUCCAAGGAUGAGUAA